UAUCAGUUGCUUUAUCGGUAACCAACAAUCAAACACAAAAAAUGAAACUCAUCGUGGUAGUGUUUUCCCUGGUGGCGAUCGCAAUGGCCGCUCCCCCGGAGCCCCCCAAAAUCCUACGCAGUGAAUUCGAUCAACAACCCGAGGGAGGAUACUCCUAUAACUUUGAAACCGAAGAUGGAAUAUCUCGCAACGAGAACGGUGAGUUGAAGGAAGCUCUUGAUGAGGAGAAUAAGCCCCAUAACGUGGUCGUAGUACGUGGUUCCUAUAGCUACACCAACCCAGAAGGAAAACCUGAGACUAUCAAUUAUUACGCUGACGAGACCGGCUUUCAUGCGGAGGGUGAUUCUAUUCCGAAACCUAUGAAUCGUGUAAUAUAUUGCGUGUUGCUCUUCUGUGCACUAUCGUCCGCGCGGUCACCGAUCACGCCCACACAGUCUCCGUAUGGCCCGGCAGCAGCAGGCGGAAUUAUUCCAUCUGUAACCUCCACUACCUACCCCUUACUACCUAGUACUAUCCCACCGGGAUAUAAGAACCCCUAUUAUCCUUACAAUCCAACUGUAGGACCUGCCAUACCGAUUUUAUCAUUUACGAAUGAUCACGGUGCUGCCGGGACGUAUUCUUACAGUUUUAGUACUGCUGAUGGCAAACAAGUCCAAGAGAGCGGGUAUUUAAAGGAUUCUUAUAUUGACAAUGCCGGGGAACCACAAGGAACACAGGUUGUUCAAGGAAGCUAUUCUUAUAUUGCCCCUGAUGGUACACCCAUACAAGUUAGCUAUAUUGCUGAUGAAAAUGGUUUUCGACCAUCUGGAGUUCACUUUCCAGCUGAUCGAAAGACAUUACCAACUCUUGCUCCCUUUGUAGACGGAAAGAUCGAUCCAGUGGCAGAUCGAUAUAACCCAUUCUAUAACAAUCAUUUCAAUCGGCCCUAUGACCAUCGGUAUCCUUAUGAUCCCAGAUAUCCCUCUUACAAUUCUAGGUACCCUUACGAUCCAAGGAAGUACAAUCCUUAUUACAAUAAUUACAAUCCAUUCAAUCCUUCCUUAAAUCCGGGCUUGAAUUCCGUUCUCUCCACACUGAGUCCAACUCUGAGCACCACUGAGCACCACACCAAUGCAGUUAAUAAAAUAACAAACAAAAAGGAAUCUACGACGUACCCGAUCUGUUUAUGUUUACCCCAUUUGUUUCAGUUUGUACUGGUUGUAACGUUUGGGAGCGCAUUGGCUGACGUAAGCGAUUUCCAGGCAUUCCCACCGCGUCCACGUCCCCAAGUGUCUCCGUACCCACGUCCUGGUCGAGAAGAACAGACUACCACGGAACCAAUACCUAUAAUUCGACAGGAGCAAAUCAUUAACCCGGAUGGCUCUUAUAAAUGGAGCUAUGAGACUGGUAAUGGAAUAUCAGCAGAAGAGCAAGGUUAUGUUAAGAAUCUGGGAGUGCCUGAUCAAGAGGCACAGACUGCGCAGGGACAGUAUUCAUACACCGCACCAGAUGGACAGUUAAUUCAGUUGCAGUACUUAGCUGACGAGAAUGGAUUUCAACCGCAAGGUGCACAUCUUCCUACUCCUCCCCCUAUUCCGGCAGAGAUUCAAAAGGCUUUAGAAUAUCUAGCUACUUUACCACCAAGUAACGAACAACCUCACGAUCAGCAUAGACAUAGAGACUUGCAGGUUUUCUAAACUUGACUUCCAAAAAUUUAAAUGGUAUUAGUUAACCUAAAAACCCGAGGCUCACAGAUCUUCAAAUAUGAAAUUAAUUAAAAAAUAUACAUUUAUAAGUUAUUUAAUAAGCUGUUGUGAUAAAAGAUAUGGUAAAUAAAAAAGUAUACUCAUAAUUUUAUAAAACUA
This is a messenger RNA of Achroia grisella, 1844 nucleotides long. RefSeq names its product DNA-directed RNA polymerase II subunit RPB1-like. The record is from RefSeq and is a predicted model, not a curated record. Bases 42 to 1676 code for a protein of 544 amino acids. The transcript has 10 exons. NCBI's taxonomy places the organism in Eukaryota, Metazoa, Arthropoda, Insecta, Lepidoptera, Pyralidae. Gene Ontology annotation, molecular function: structural constituent of chitin-based larval cuticle. Gene Ontology annotation, cellular component: chitin-based extracellular matrix.